This is a messenger RNA of Staurois parvus, 299 nucleotides long. The record is from the annotation of a GenBank genome assembly. Lineage: Eukaryota; Metazoa; Chordata; Amphibia; Anura; Ranidae.
CUUUGGGGAGAGCGGGUACCUGUCAAAUUCAGGUACCCACUCCCACUUCCAUUGCAAUCGCCUAAGGCGAUCGGAAGCAGAAGUUGUCCGCCCCCCCUCUCUCCCCGUAGUCUUCUGGGACACAUGACAGGUACAAGAAGACUACGGGACCAUUCACAAAGCGCAGUGAUACUCGCACAUGCGCAGUGGGUACCCGGCUGUGAAGCUGCAAGCUGUCACAGCCGGGUGCCCUCACUGAAGAUGCCGGCGCCGGAUAGAGAAGACGGCCGAUGAAACCAGUCAUGGUGAGGACACCGCUG